AACCUACAAAUUUCAAAUUUAAAUUAAAGUUGUAAAACAGUCUAGUUUGUAAAAGUUCGAAAUUUUGGAAGUUUGUUUUUAAUACGUUGUUAAUAAUACCAACUAAUACUGUGGUAUAAGUUUAAGUCUCUGUUUUACAAAUACAAAUAAUAAGAGUAUAAAAGGAAAGCACAAAAUUAUAUUCCUGUUCUGUAGUGAAAAUUGAAAAUUACUUAUACAUAAUUCAUCUUUUUGGAAAUACGUUAUUUACAGUACAACUUCAAUCCCAAGAAAUGGCUGGUUAUAGAACAGCCUACACAAUUGAUGAGGACAAUAUGAUACUAGAAAUAAUAGCUGCCACGAAAGGAUAUUAUUAUCUGAGGGGUAGAGCUUAUUGGAUGGAUUUGGUCACUCUAGGACGAUUUAACAAAUGCCGCACUUGGAUGAGUAUUCAAAAUCGUUUCGAAAAAAAGAUUUUACCCGACAUUAUGAAUUCUAACUAUUCAAUACCCGAAGAUGAAAAACACAAGAUACUCUUGGCUUGGGAGCAGACUGCAGAUGAUUUUUGUUCUGAUGGGUCUGAUGAUGAUUCUGUUAGUGAUGAUAAUGAUAUUGAUGAAGACAAUACAGAUAAACCAAUAGUAUCUAGUAUAAUAAAAGAAGAAAACUCAGAAAUCUUUGACUCAGAUUAAAAUUCAAGGAUUAAAAGAAGGGAUUUAAGUGGAGGCCAAUUCAAAUCUAAUUUCGUUUUAGAAAUUUGAACUUUUAUUUAUAGGCUAUUGAUUAUGUACUUUCGAAAGGAACUACAACGUUAAUGGGGUUUUAUUGUUUUAUAUGGUCAAUGGACCUCUAAAUAUGAAAAAACCGCGGAGUGCUACCAUAUAAAGGGGUGCGUUUGUGAGAAAGGGUUGAAUUAGCUUCUAGGCACAGGGUGCAUUAGAGUGACUUCUGUGCACUUUUGAUAUAAACACGUCUACAGAAAAAAUUGUUCCAGAUUAAAUUUACUAUCGCAAUAUCAGCUUCUAAAGUCAAAAAUAUUUUUUUAGAAAAAUAUAUUAAAAAAACAGCAAAAAAAACACGAAAAAAAGCAAUUUUGUUUUUUACCCCAUAACUUUUUUCCACGGGGAUAUAGGUAUAGGCAUUGCUAGCCACAGAAAAAAAAUUUCUAUCCUUUCUCCUUAAAAUGACGUGUGGUAGAUGUCUUUAGGAUUUAUAAUUUCCAAAAUACGAUUUUUUAAAAUUCGCCACUCACAGCAUUUUUGGGUCAUUUUCCCUAUUAUUUCCCGAACAUUGUUCCGUAACUUCUUUUUACGCAUUUCUAGGUAUAUGCAAUGGUACAUUUAAUAGGAAGAGAAGUCAAUUACCGGUCUACUGUGUAAGGUUGUACGAUGUACGAAUAUUUUUAAGCAAGUUAUGGUUUUUCAAAGUUUUAUACUUUUAAUGAUUUUUGAUUUUUUUAUGAUUUUUUUAAAUUUCUCAUUAUAACUGUUUUUUUUGUACAUUUAGGUAUAUACAUUGUGGAAUAAAAAAGAAAGCUUAUUUUCUUUACUUGAGAAUGGUGUAUAUUUGUAUAUUGUACAUAUUGUAAAAAAUUCUAGGAUUAUUUUUAAACAAGUAUCCAAGGGUAUCCGUAAUUUGAGAAUUUUUUUUUAAUUAGAAUAUAUGUAAUUGCAUAUAUUAGAACAUAAUUUUUAGUUCCAAAUAACUUUUCUUAAUAAUACUUUUCCAUAUUGUGAAAUAUAAAGGUGCUUUACUCUUGAGCGAAAUUCGUAUUUUUAACAUACCUCGUAUACAAUUGAUAAAAUUUGAUAUUUGAUGAUUGCUUCUUAGGUUUUAGGCUAUGCAGAGGAUUUUAUGAAAGAUAAUAUUUUUCAUAAAAUUAAUAAUAAAAAUGUUUACCAUAUGGUUCCAACUUAGUGGGACAUAUAUAGCAUGUGUGUAUAUGUCACAUUUUGAAAAAGCAUAUCUUGUUUAAAAAUAGUCCUAUAAUUUUUUACAAUACUCCAUUUUAAAGUAAAGAAAAUAAGCUUUUUUUGUAUUUAGCAAUGUAUAUAUACCUAAAUGUAGAAGAAAAAAGUUAUAAUGAGAAAUUUAAAAAUACAUAAUCGUAAAACAUAUCUAUCAAAAAUCGUUAAAAGUAUAAAACUUUGAAAAAACAUUUAUUGCUUAAAAAUAGUCAUACAACCUUCUAUAAUAAACCAUUUUAAAGCCAAUUGGCUUCUCUUCCUACUAAAUAUUAGGAUGUUACCGUUCAUUGAUGAAUAUUUAAAUCAACGAUAUUAUAUUGUACAUACCUAAAACUGCGUAGAAAAAAGUUACAGAACAAUGUUAGGGAAAAUUACCCAAAAAUGCUGUGAGUGGCGAAUUUUGAAAAAUCGUAUUUCGGAAAUUAUCCUAAUUUUAUAUAAAUUCUAAGGACUUCUACCACACGUCAUUUUAAGGAGAAAGGAUAGAAGUUUUUUUCUGUGGCUAGCAAUGCCUAUACCUACAAUAUUCCCGUGGAAAUAAGUUAUGGGACAAAAAAAAUUGCUUUCUUUCGUGUUUUUUUUUGCUUUUUUUGAAUCUAUUUUUGUAAAAAAAAUAUUUCUGACUUUAAAAGAUGAUAUUUCGAUAGUAGAUAAAUUUAACCUGGAACAAUUUUUCUGUAGACGUGUUUGUACCAAAAGUGCAUAGAACUCACCCUAGUGCACCCUGUGCCUAGGGACUAAUUCACCCCUUUCUCAAAAACGCACCUCUUUAAAUGGUAGCACUCCGCGGUUUUUUCAUAUUUAGAGGUCCAUUGACCAUAUGAAAUAAUAAAACCUCGGUAACGUUGCAGUUCCUUUCUAAAGUACAUAAUCAAUAGCCUACAAGUAAGAAAACAAAAAUCUACUUAUAUCAAAAGACAUUUGUUCAUAUUUUCUAGUUCAAUCCAAGUUUAUUUUUAAGAAAAAAAUGUGUUGUGUUUUUUAAGUUUUGUAUCUGUUUUUUAUUGUACAGAAUAUACAGUGAGCACGUAAAGGUUGGAAUAAAUUCAUUUGUUCAUAAACGGCCGAUUUCGGAAAUAAAUCCCGAAAUUGGUCGAGCUCAGAAAUAAAUCACGAAAAUGGUCGAUUUUUAUUUUUAAAUUAUAUUUUUUGGCAUAUAUAUCAUACUAGUGACGUCAUCCAUCUGGGCGUGAUGACGUAAUCGAUAAUUUUUUUAAAUGCGAAUAGGGUCUUGUGUUAGUUCAUUUGAAAGGUUUAUCAAUUAUUUUUUCAGCAAUAUAAACAUUAACAUAAUUAUUUAUACAGUGUGUCCAAAAACAAAUUUUUUAAAUUAAAUUGAGACAAAAAGAAGAAUGUAUAUAUUUAAUUCAAAAUAAAUUUUACUGCUGUCAGAAAACAGGAAAAAAUGUUUUGACAAAUAAAUAUUGUUUUUCGCUUAAAUUCAAUGUUAAAGCUGCCACCCACCUGCCGCUUGGUGGUUUGAACAUUUAAUUUAAGGGGGGGGGGGGGGGUAUGGUUUGAAAUAUUUAAUUUUUUUUUAUUAUUUCAAAUAAAAGUGCAUACUUCCAAGAAUACUCUCUGAAAAUUUCAAAAUAAUCGGAGUAAAAUUACCAGAGAUACAGGGUGUUGAAUAUCCCUACCUCGACUCGCGUUGCCGCGACUUCGCGCCAGCACGCUUGAGCAUAGUGAGAAACGUUAAACAACUGUUCGCCUUAUCUUUUGUAGAUUACUCCUCGAUUUAAAAAACAUAUUCCAAUGUGCAUAACUUUACGAUUUGGCAGACAAAUAAGAAGAUUAAGAUGCAGUUGUCAAAACUUUAAACGCAUUUUUCUCAAAACUGCUUUUUCAAAUGCGGUGGACAUUGUAACUGAAAAACUACUGGGCCGAUCUACCUGAUAUUUUGCACAUAUUUUCUUUAGACAUUUCAUGAGGUAACAACGUCGAGAUAUUUUACUUUUUUUGCUUAUUUGUUGUUCAACAAUAAUAAGUCUGUUGAUUUUCGCAAAAUUUUUACCAAAAAUUUCAUUUUUUUGAUUUCUGAGUGAUACCAAAAAUUCAAAAAUCAUUAAAAAUAAAAAAACUCGACGUUGUGACCUCGUGAAACUCAUAAGCUUAUUAAAUCUUUUUGAAUUUUUUGUUUCGUAUGAUCGAGUGACGAGUUCUGAUGUCCACCGCAAAAUCCAUUCUUUUGUGAGCUGCCUGUCAAAAUUUGUCACCAAUGGCUUAUUUUCCAAUAUUUUGGAUUGGAUUUUUUUCUAAGCAUUCUUUGAAUUGUACUUAAUGUGCUUAUUUAAUUUAAAAAUAAAAUAUUUGUACCAUAGCUUCGAAAAAAAUUCACAAAAAUGUACUUGAUACGUUGAUUUCAAACCAUACCCCCUCCUUAAGCGAAAAGUAAUGUUUAUUUGUGAAAUAAAUAUUGUUUUUUGUUUUACGACAGCAGGAAAAUGUAUUUUGAAUUAAAUUAAUUCUUCUUUUUUGUGUCAAUUCAUUUAAUUAAAAACAAAAUUUUUGUGCACUCUGUAUAAAUAAUUAUGUUAAUCAAAAAUGAAUAACCAUUUUCAAUGUCGUUGCAACACGAAACUGCAGCCGCGCGAUAUUCUAGUCCAAUCAGAGAGUGCCGCAAGCACCUCUACCGGUUUCGAAACUUAUUAGUCUCUCAUCAGGAGGCACAUAUGCUGCUCUCCCUGAUCCAGCCAAAACAAACCCCGGCGUGCAGUCACGGAUCGCAACGAACGAAAUGGCAUAGAUGCCCUAGCGGCAACUGCUAUCAAAAGUCUAAGUUUUCAGUCUAAUGGCAUAUAAAGCAACAUAAUGCUACUCUACAUCCCAGCAGAAUGAAAACAAUGGGAACCUUCUCUGGUUACACCUCCGAGGCUUCUACAAUUUGCAAGCCAUACGGAUACUGAGACUAAGGAAGAUGAGGGAAUUUUACAAUAUAUAAUUCACGUCCCAUCUGCUCAGCGCGGUAAAGUUCCAACGAGAAUAGUUCCCUUUGUACUCCAAACAAAGUAAAGUAAAUCAAAAAUGAAUAACCAUUUUCAAUGUCCUUGCAACACGAAACUACAGCCUCGGAGGUGUAACCAGAGAAGGUUCCCAUUGUUUUCAUUCUGGUGGGAUGUAGAGUAGCAUUAUGUUGCUUUAUAUGCCAUUAGACUGAAAACUUAGACUUUUAAUUAUGUUAAUGUUAAUAUUACUAUACAUAUAGAGAAUUAACUAACCUUUCAAAUGAACUAGCACACGACCCCUAUUCUCAUUAAAAAGAAUAAUUGAUUACGUCAUCACAGCCAGAUGAAUGACGUCAAUAGUAUGAUAUAUAUGACAAAAAGACAAAAUUUAAAAAUAAAAAUAGACAUGUUUCGGGAUUUAUUUCCAAAAUCGCCCAUUCAUGAAAAAAUAAAUUUAUUCCAACCUUUACGUUCUCACUGUAUAUUAGCAUCUAUUGUUUCUAUAUUACGUACGGGUCGCCUACAGUUUCUCAACUGUCAUUAAUACGCCUAACUUCACGCGUGUCUUUGAUAAGAGAAUUAAAAAAAACGUAAUUUUUUGAGCAUUAUAAAGUGAGUACAAAGACAUACAUAAUCUUUUUUUGUAAAUACACCUUCAAUUUACCGUGCACUUCUCGUAGACUGUGUUACCGACUGUACUAACAGUUGAGAAACUGCAGCGUGCCCAUUAUGUACCACGGUGGCUAUUUUAAUAAAUUAUUUUCUUUUUUAA
Molecule: messenger RNA, 5663 nt
Organism: Diabrotica virgifera virgifera (western corn rootworm)
Lineage: Eukaryota; Metazoa; Arthropoda; Insecta; Coleoptera; Chrysomelidae
Exons: 3
Coding region: 273-671 (132 amino acids)
Source: RefSeq, a predicted model, not a curated record